Molecule: messenger RNA, 6201 nt
Organism: Harpegnathos saltator (Jerdon's jumping ant)
Lineage: Eukaryota; Metazoa; Arthropoda; Insecta; Hymenoptera; Formicidae
Exons: 21
Coding region: 648-5702 (1684 amino acids)
Cellular component (GO): cytoskeleton
Source: RefSeq, a predicted model, not a curated record
UGGCCGAACGGGAUCGACUUGCAUGCGUAUUUCGCUACGCGACGUUCCACGGUGCGAGUGCUGUUCGUAUUUUUCCAUUUGUCGCCUUUCUGCCCUUCGUGACCGUCUGCUUUUUGUGCGUGUCGACGCUCGUUGCCUGCGUCUAAGACGGCGCGUCCGGGCACAUCCCACCGGCUGCGGAAGUCCCGAAAAACCAGGCGUAUGCCCCCUCCGACCCUCGCUGCCCGCCCCAUUCGCCUGGCCGCUACACACGGAGAGUACGGUGGCUGCCUGUGCGUGUUCGACAGGAGGUAGGCAUGGAGGGUGUUCAGUGCGGCCGUUCCAAAUUGUCACGGGCCGUCACCUCAGCCCCGCUCGCAGCAAGGCAGCAGCGCAAGCUCGAGGACGAUGUCGCGAUCGACGGUGACCGAACGAGCGUGUGAGGUAACAACAUGGCGAGGAUGAACAGCCGCUACUUUAUGAGCGCUAUCGAGUGGAUCGUUGGUCGCAGGAGCGCGAUAGCCCGAGGAGGAGAGCACCGGCCGGAUGCACUGAGGAUCCUUCGGUAGGAAGCAAGCGGGCAAGACGCAUCGUAAUAGAGGAUCGGCGGCGAGCAGCGCGUCGACGAGGACGACGACGACGACAAAUCAUCAGGAACAACGACUAGGAUGGACGAGAUACGCGGUUCGCCAUCUCGCCGGCUGUCGCAAAUCAUCGAUCCGAUCACACGGUUCAACAGCGACUUCGGCUCCAACUCGGCGCCGUGCAGUCCACGGCUGGGUAGCCGCGUGCACGACGCGAGCAGUGGACCCGCCGGCCAACCGGGGCCCACCGCCGGGGGCAGCUCCGUCGGGAUCAGCGCCGCCGGCGCUCCAGCGUCAUCCCGAGCGGGCCCGAGUGGCGCCGCCGUCGCCGCGGCUACGCCCAGCGGGCCCGACAGCCCACGCUUGUGGCCGCGACAGCUUCGACAGGCACCUACGCCACCGCCACGACCUAGACACGCCGGUGCUGCCGCCACCACAGUCAUCUCCGCCGCCGUCACCGUCGCCAGCACCGUCAGCAGCUCGGCCAACGUCAAUAACAACAAUAACAAUAACAAUGUCCCGGUGGUGGCGGGUGGCGGCGAAGGCGGCGGCGGCGGCGGCAGCGCCUUGUCGAUGCACCCGAGGGACUCGCCCUACGUCAACGUGCCGAAUCUGUUCUUCCAGCGGGACAAGAGCUUCGCCGAAAGCGCCAGGAGCGCCGGCUACAUCGAGCUCCGGAGCGACAAGUGCGCCCCGUACGACUUCACGAGCGAGUCGAGCGGUCACAUGGAAUACGCCACCGAUAAGAGGACGUUCGUGUCGCAGUCAGACCUGGCCGCGCCCGUCGCGUGCUACGAAGCGAAUGACCCUGCCGGCCUCUGCAGGGUGAGGUCGAACUUCGAUCCCGGACCCUCCGGUAGGGGUCACUUCGACAGGGCUUUCUCGUUCUCCGGCAGGCAGCCGGAGCAACCGGCGCCACGGAUAUAUGAAGCCAGUCGAUUGUUCGUCGAUCAGAGACCUGUGGCCGGCGGCAUCGACAGCAAGAGGGAGAAACUGGACGUCAGGCCCGGCUACGCCACGUCCAAGAGCUUCGAUGGCUACACCACGACCGUGGAGGAGCUCAACUGGCAGGAGAGGUGUCUGGAGCUGCAGCUGGAGCUACACAGGAGCAGGAGCCAGGCAACCAGGGUCAGGGACAUGCUCCGCGAGAAGCUCUCCGAACUCGAGCAGCGAGUAUUAGAAGCGGAGGGCAGGGCCGAUGAAGCAGAGGACAAGGUACGGAUGAUGGAGGAGCGGCUGGUGAAGGGUGAAUACUGCCUAAGCACAUCCGGCGUCAGUUCUCCGCCGCAUUCGCUACCGUCCACCUCCGGUACGCAGAAUGACAAGAUCGAGGACGUCCAUUGUGCCUGCAUCUCCAAGUUAGAGACGCAAGUUGAAGAGCAGAGACAAUUACGGCUGCAAGACGCCAGGCAGGUGGAGGCGAAAGCAGCGAGGAUAAAGGAAUGGGUCACUAACAAGCUGAGAGAACUAGAACAACAGAAUCAACACCUGAGAGAACAAAACAACAAGUGUAACCAGCAGCUCGAGCUGUUGCGCAAUCAUAUCACCAACAUCGGACUCAAACCACCCGCACCAACGAGAGCAUCGCUGUCUCUGGAAGUAGACCCCACCUUGCGUAGACGAUCCGAGAGCCUGGAAGGCACGCCGCAGACGGUGCCAGAGUGCGUGCAGAAUAUCGUGACGGAACCGCAAACGGCCACGAAGCAUCGGAGGCAUUUGUCCGCUUGCGGCACCAUUCAGCGAGGGAUCCCGACCAGCAACAUGGACUCGAGUCUGUUGUCCGAGGAGCUGGCCGCCGCGGUGGAGAACUUGGUGAUGUUGCCGAACAUACCCGGUGUCUCGGACAUGAACAGGGACAGCGGGAGCUCGGAAACGGUGCACGACUACGCCGAGAUCUACACGCCCAGCAGAGAGGGCAUGAACUGGCUGCAGGGUGGAGGCCAAGGCCCCCGGCCGCCGACUCCGCCUUUGCACAGAUUCCCCAGCUGGGAGGCGAAGAUAUAUCAGGUGGCAGACGGCGGCCUUGGCAUCGGUCCACCGUCAAACGAGGAAUCCGCGCCAUCCACGAUGACUAACACGACCAGCUCGUCGAAGCAUUCCCAGGUGACGGGGCAUAAUUUGACAGCGCACAACUCUCAAGGCUACUGCGAUAUUUCGGUUCCAGUGUACGCGACUGUCAAAGGACGCGCUAGUCAAAUCAGAUCGAUGCCCUUUGGCGACAGCUCCGACGACAGCUCGGACGGAGAAGAACAUCCUAAUCAGACCGAGACCAACACCAGAAUCACCAACAGUUCGUCCGAUAACACGGAUUCUUCCCUCGGCAGCGGAAGCAGCCCAUCGAAGAGCAUCAAAACCACCAGCAGUCUUAGCCCCGCGAAGAGAAGCUCCAGCGGUUCCCCUAGUAAAAGCGUAAAACGUGACACUUCUCUCGAGUCAGGCUUGUCCGAGGAUUAUGCGAUACCUCCUGAUGCGCUCAGCUCGACGUCUCUGGAAUCUAGCAUGCCUAGUCUGCUGAUGCGUGUAUCCGGCGAAAGUCCAAAGCGACAAGAAUCAUUGGAGAAGACAGGUCACCUAGCGAAACUGGGCGGCAAGUUGAAGACUUGGCGAAAACGGUGGUUCGUCCUGAAGAACGGCGUGUUAACUUACUGGAAGAGUCAAAACGAUGUCAAUCGGAAACCUCAGGGCCAAAUAAUCUUGGAUGAAGUAUGCAGGAUCAAUAGAGCCGAGGGUGCUGCUACUUUUGAAAUAGCCACCGGUAAAAAGACUUAUUACCUAACUGCGGACUGCAUCGCCACGAUGGAGGAUUGGAUAAGAGUACUGCAGAACGUACAAAGGCGAAACGCAACGAAACUUUUACUCAGCAAGGAGGACAACAAGCCGACGAUACAAGGUUGGCUGACAAAGGUGAAGAAUGGCCACGCGAAGAAAUGUUGGUGCGUGCUCAUCGGCAAAAUGUUCCUGUAUUUUAAAUGUCCCAGCGAUACGAACCCUAUCGGCCAAAUCAACAUGAGGGACGCUCGCGUGGAGGAGGUGGAACACGUGUCGGACAGCGACAGCGAAGAAAGGGACGCCGAGUGUCCGCACGAAAGAACAAUCGGUAUCUUCCCGACGCAUCAAGGCCCGACGUAUUUGCUGAUGCCACACAAGCAGGAUAAAGACAACUGGCUGUAUCACCUGACGGUGGUCUCCGGCGGCGGACCAAGCGCGGGAACGCAGUAUGAGCAGCUGGUACAGAGACUGAUGGAAACCGACGGGGACCCCACCUGCGUGCUGUGGCGGCAUCCUUUGCUGCUGCACACGAAAGAGAAUAUCACUAGCCCGCUAACGAGCCUGACCUCCGAGUCCCUGCAGACCGAGGCUAUAAAGCUUUUUAAGGCUUGUCAGCUGUUUAUGUCGGUGGCAGUAGAGCAAGCAGGUAUCGACUACCACGUGGUUCUGGCACAAAACGCACUGCAACAGUGCCUAGACCAGCCUGAACUUCAGUCUGAAUUCAUAUGCGCACUGGUAAAGCAGACAAGUCGUCACACGCAACACCGUUUGGGCGUACAGGUAAAAAAGGCCGCCAGACUUGUGUCACUGGGUACUGCGCGCGUUCAGCUCCUCCUCUGCGCCACGCAAUCGCUCUUCACCUGCGAUACGCAAAGUCCCGCGGCAAAUGGCAGCGGUGAAAAUGCGGACGCGCAAUCAACGGCCUCGACUUCUCACAGUCCUCCGCUCACGCAGGGCCACUCGACCUCCACAAUCCUGGACUGCAAAACUAACCCCGCGCAGUACGUGCUUAUCCAGGGAUGGCAGCUGUUGGCGCUUGCCGUCUCCCUCUUCCUGCCGAGGAACAAUCGGCUACUGUGGUACCUGAAGCUGCACCUGCAGAGGAACGCCGACAGCAAAACGGAGUGUGGCAAGUAUGCGGCCUACUGCGAGAGAGCUUUGGAGAGAACGUUGCAGAACGGCAGCAGAGAAGUGAAACCGUCGAGGAUGGAGGUGCUGUCCAUACUGAUGAAAAAUCCGUAUCACCAUUCUCUACCGCAUGCCAUACCGGUGCACUUCCUCAACGGCACGUAUCAAGUCGUAAGCUUCGACGGCAGCACCACGAUAGAGGAGUUCUUGAACACGCUGAACCAGGAGAUCGGUUGCAGAGAUGUCCAUCAGUCCGGCUUCACGCUGUUCAGCGACGACCCGAUCGAGAAAGAUCUCGAGCACUUCAUCGAUCUGCAGGCGAAGCUGUGCGAUAUCAUCUCAAAGUGGGAGACCGCAUUGCGAGAGAAGGGCUCGGGGAAGUUCGAGAACACCAGAGUGAUACAAUUGACAUACAAGUCACGAUGCUAUUGGCGGCAGGCCGCUAAAAUGGAAACGGACAAAGAGAGGCUCCUCUUGUGUUACCAAGUGAAUCAGCAGGUCGUGCAGGGGAAGUUCCCAUUAAAUCGUGAGCUUGCCUUCGAACUCGCGUCGUUGAUGGCACAGAUCGACUUCGGGGAAUACAACAAUGACAAAGCGCGUGGCAGUGGCCCCGGAAGCAACCCGCAUCAUCUCGUCUUGCAAGCCCUGGAUAAAUUCUACCCGAUACGCUAUCGAACCAAUAUUACGGCCGAUCAAUUGAGAGAGUUGCAGGAGAAACUGCAGGACAAGUGGAUCGCAUUGAAAGGACGUAGUGUACUCGACUGUGUUCGAAUUUAUCUCACAUGCACCAGAAAGUGGCCUUUCUUCGGAGCUACCUUAUAUCAAGCAAAGCUGAAGCAAGCCGACUCUGUCACCGUUUGGAUAGCAGUUUCCGAGGACAGCGUGACGUUACUCGAAUUACAGACUAUGGCGGUCAUGUGUCGUUACAAUUACGCAAACAUAGUGACCUUCGGCGGUUGCUUGGACGAUUUCAUGCUCGUUGCCUGCCCAGACGAGGGUGCGGCUGAACAGAAACUGCUGUUCGCGCUUUCGAAACCUAAAAUCCUGGAGAUAACACUGCUAAUCGCAGACUACAUGAACGCGCUGGGCCACACAUUGCCGGGCACGCCGCAAAUGAAUACUCUGACGCGCAACGGAUCGCACCGUUCGAUCAAGUCCACCCUGAGACCUGCGACUGGUUCAAGCUGUCUUCCAACUCAACCCGAUAUUUUGAAGUCGACGCCGGAUCACCAAAGACCUUAAACGGAAAGGCUGGCUCACGUGUUAGUCUUCGAGAAGACGACGGCGAAUGUAUUUCCGGAAUUUGCGCAAAGGUCCGACUACGACGAGCAUUCUCUCUCCCUCGUUUGUGUCAUACAAAAUGAGCAGCGUAAAAAAUGUGCAGUAUUAAUAUCGUACACCGCGACGACGCCGUUCUUUUUCCUUUUUCCGCCGAAGAAAAAGAAAAACGCGCGUUUCGACUCAUCUUUGCGUUUCGUAUGUGCAUGUAAAUUAGUAUCGACGCUUGUAAGACCAUGUAUUUCCGUGUAAAUAUUCGACAAGAAGCGCGAACUGGACCGCAAAGUGAGCAAGGAUCGUGCAAGGAAACUAGAAGUCGUGGCUUAAAGAGUGGCGGAGUGAGAUCAAUCGGGAAUCGACCUGUUAACACUGCCUAAUUAGUGUGCGUUAACACAUCGAAUAGUUUCAUCCCGCGGCUAAGUAUCACGCUGAGACUUUUGCUACCGUAUUUAUAUACCAAAUU